Girardinichthys multiradiatus is the source of this 1396-nucleotide messenger RNA. RefSeq names its product claudin-4-like. NCBI's taxonomy places the organism in Eukaryota, Metazoa, Chordata, Actinopteri, Cyprinodontiformes, Goodeidae. The transcript has 2 exons. Gene Ontology annotation, cellular component: plasma membrane; bicellular tight junction. The record is from RefSeq and is a predicted model, not a curated record. The coding region runs from base 449 to 1096 and encodes 215 amino acids. Gene Ontology annotation, biological process: cell adhesion; bicellular tight junction assembly. Gene Ontology annotation, molecular function: structural molecule activity.
CCACACAGACUCUCGCUGGCAUCUCUGGAGGGCAGCCCCAUCUCCAGCCCAGUCUGGUCCCGUCCAGGGUGUUGGGAGCUGAUCACGCCUGAUCAUUGCUGCAGUUCACCCAUCCUCUGAGAGAGAGCCUCACAGCUCUGCUGCCUUCCUGCUGACUGCGCCUAACUCUCAGGUUAACUCCAGGCAUCGUCUGCUGGAAGGAACAACAAAGAAGCAAACAAGCCUGUGGAUCAUCUCAAGGGGGAGAAGUGAGAAACCACUGGAGGAUACCUGCUGUUGUGGAAUCCAAGCUGAUCUUAUCAACAUUGACACAGACGAAGAACCCAGACCUCAACAUUUUACAGUAACACAAACUGUUCUCUGUCUUUGUGGGGCACUGAUUUGACCCUCCGGAUCAUAGACUGAUAGAAAACCAAAACAAGUCUAUUUGAUUCAAACACUUUUCAUCAUGGCAACCACAGGCAUGCAGCUGAUGGGCCUGAUUCUGUCAAUUGUUGGCUGGGUAGGUGGUGCAGUGGUCUGUGCCAUCCCCCUGUGGAGGGUCACUGCUUUUAUAGGCAACAACAUUGUGACAGCUCAAAUCAUCUGGGAAGGCCUGUGGAUGAAUUGCAUAGUGCAGAGCACAGGUCAAAUCCAGUGUAAGGUGUAUGAUAGCUUGCUGGCUCUGCCCAGCGACAUGCAGGCUGCCCGAGGCCUCACUGUGUUCUCCAUCCUGCUCUGUGGUGUAGCUCUCACCAUGGGGGUUCUUGGAGUCAAGUGCACCAAAUGCAUAGGGGUCAACAGUCUCAAGGCCCGCAUCGCUCGCAUUUCUGGGGCUUUGUUUGCCAUUGCAGGGUUCCUUUACCUCGUCCCUGUUUGCUGGACUGCCCAUUCCAUCAUCAGGGAUUUCUAUGACCCACACGUGGCGGCUCCACACAAGCGCGAGCUCGGCCCUGCCCUGUACAUCGGCUGGGUGGCGUCAGCUUUGCUUCUGAUCGGUGGUUCUCUGCUCUAUGGAGGGUCCAGUCCCCCUGGCAUUCCAGGCUCUCCCACCUUCAGCAGUGGAGAAAGCAGUCCCCGUAGGGCUCCUGCAACACAGGUCAAAGGUUACGUCUGAAAGCCCUCAAGCUCCUUAAAUCCACCUCAUCUGAUGAGAUUAUGACUCAUUUUUUGCCCCUCUUGAGUUCGCUCCUUUUCGUAAUUAUGCAUAAAAUGUUUCUCCAGUUUACGUUUUUCUUUAAAAAAGUUACAUAAGGCCUUAUAGAAAAAAUUACAUGUUUUUUAUGAUUUCAUAUCCAAUUUUUUUUAACAACAUUUUUUUCUGUCUGUCAGUCAAAUACAAUAAAAGUUGUAUCCUCUAAUGAGGAAAGUUGUGUGUGCACAUUUUUACAAACAUAAAAUCUUUUAAAAACCUUGA